AGAAGGGCGGGAAAAAAGAAGAAAAUUUUCUAACGACUAACACUCAUUUUCUCGUUUAAAAACAAUGGCUUUCAAAUUCAAGGUUAUUCUACAACAAUGGCGUUUUCUACACUCUCGUCUUUCAUUCCUACCUUUUAUCAUUUCUCUCAGCUCCACUUCUUCCAGGAUUGGAUCUCUUGCUGAUUCAUUUGGUGUUACAUCAAAUUAUAAUCAUCUAUAUGCACAUGGAGUUUAUCGCAUUACAUCGUUCAAUUUUCAAGCAAGAUCAUAUGCUCGAGGUAAUAAAAAGCCCUAUGAUCUUUUCGGCCAAGGACCACCAGGGAGUAAAGAAUUUAGGAAGGCAUGGACAAGGCAGCUAGACGAAGAUGACUGCGUGUGGACUGGAAGUGAAGAUGAGGGUGAGUCUGAGAAGAAGUUAAGCCCUCUUGAGAAGGAAAUUAGGAAAGUAAAACAGAAAGCGAAAGAGCACUCUGAUCGUAUAGAUGCAGAUGAUAGUGAUGAGCUUUGGAGUGUAUGGUCAGGAAGUGACGAGGAGAAAACGCUUUGGACAGGUAGUGAACAAGAUGACGAUGAUGAUAUCCCUACAGAACCGUAUCCAAAUGUAAAGAGCGAUGCAUAUAUAGAUAAGCUAUUCGAGUUUGAAGAACCCCCUAAAUAUAGAACGCUUUCAGAUGUACUGAAAGCCGAAGAAGAACCAGAAGAGUUGUCCCCAGGAAAGAAAGCUCGGAAACUUGCUGUUGAGAAUGCCCUAAAGAAGUUGAAAAAAGGGCCUGAUGGUAGGUACACUAAUGUUUGGGAAGUGAUGAGUGACAUAGAUAUUCUUGUUGGUGCUUUUGAAAAUAUAGUUUCAGGGCCAGAAUAUGCUGAACUUCGACAGGGAGGUCCUAAAAAACUAAACAUGCAGUUUUUCAAGGACAUCCAAGCUAAAAUGAGGGAUCCAAAUUACAAGUUUUCUCCAGAACUGAAGUUAAAGCCAAAGAGCAAACUAGUUCGUAGGAAGCAGUGGCAAAAGGCACAGUCUAGGAGGCGAAAAGAUCAAAAGCGAUAAUUAUUGUAAAAAUUAAUUAUAUUGUAGAAUACAUGUAGUUACCUUUGCUUCCCUACCUUGCCAAAUUGCCUGUAAACCUUAAUAUUGUUUAGCUGAGUGUGUGUUAUGAUUCAGCGGCGUUUUGAAAAGUCAAAUUUAGUUUUUGUACAUGGCUGAAUUCUAAUAUACUAAAGUAUUUUGUUCUAAUUGUUUUCGUUUUGGAAUGGAUAGAUGUGCUAUGAUUCAACAGUGUUUUGACAUUCCUAAAUGAGAAGUCGGAUAUAUUGUUUGUACUGUACUUAAUUCUGAAGAGUAUUUGUUCGGUUUGUUUGGUUAUGGAAUGGGAAGAUGCAAGUAUAAGUCAAAAUGACAAAUUACUUUAGACUAAAGUCAAUUAUUUGAUGUAUAUAAAGAAUUGUGCAUUAAUCCCCAUCGAGAAUUGAAAUAGAACAUGAACCAUACACUCUCAAGGAGUGGGAGGA
This is a messenger RNA of Amaranthus tricolor (Joseph's coat), 1509 nucleotides long. RefSeq lists its product as uncharacterized. The record is from RefSeq and is a predicted model, not a curated record. Lineage: Eukaryota; Viridiplantae; Streptophyta; Magnoliopsida; Caryophyllales; Amaranthaceae. The transcript has 3 exons. Bases 65 to 1048 code for a protein of 327 amino acids.